GAUUUUCCUCAAUCUGGUGCUGCUGGGGGCCGAGGUGGAUGCCUCUGCCAGCCUUCCUUCCGACGAGCGGCUGCACGGCUUCUACGUACUCAACAUGAUCAUUGUGGCGUUGUUCGUUGUCGAGAUCGCUUUAAAGUUCGCGGCAUACACGUGCAAAGGAUUCUUUCAAGGAAGCGACAGGCUUUGGAACAUCUUCGAUUUCUCGAUUGUAAUGCUAAGUGUUGGCGAGAUCAUUGCCGAUGUGGUUGACCAACUCACUUCUGACGGGCGCUACGCUGACUCGGACAUCA
Molecule: messenger RNA, 290 nt
Organism: Symbiodinium natans
Lineage: Eukaryota; Dinophyceae; Suessiales; Symbiodiniaceae
Source: the annotation of a GenBank genome assembly